GGUUGGUAUCCACGAACGAAGCUGAAGCUGUAAGUGUCAAAUAACAGUCUGGAUUUACAAGUCGUCACUCGAUUCUAAACUUCACUGAAAUAGGCAGUGAAUUAGAAAAAGGAUUAAUUGAAUGAAGCGGAAGAUGAUCAGCAAAAUCAUAACUGUGACAGUUGUCAUCUUGACCAUCGCCAGUACGAAAAUUAAUUUGGUCAGUACACAGGAAAUUAAGGGAGCUGAAGAGAUGGGUAAUCAGAACCAGGUCAGCGACAUCAAAACGAACUCUGUCACUACGAAAACAGAUAGCGUUUCCCAGGUAAAUACUACCUCGCAGAAUGCCACAGAUCUCACCCAUGCAAAAGUUGAAACCCAAACGACAGAGAUGAAAACGACGAAUUCAACAGUAGCUGAGAGUGUUAUCGCAGAUAAUGCAGUUCACCAGGCCCAGCCAUCGGCAGAACCGCCGAUAGUCAGUAGCUCUUCUUCAACGGAAUCGAAAACCCAAACGACGGAGAUGAAAACGAACAAUUCAACACUAGCUGAGGGUGGUAUCGUAGAUAAUGCAGUUCACCAGGCCCAGCCAUCGGCAGAACAGCCGAUAGUCAGUAGCUCUUCUUCAACGGAAUCGAAAACCCAAACGACGGAGAUGAAAACGAACAAUUCAACACUAGCUGAGGGUGGUAUCGUAGAUAAUGCAGUUCACCAGGCCCACCCAUCGGCAGAACCGCCGAUAGUCAGUAGCUCUUCUUCAACGGAAUCGAAAACCCAAACGACGGAGAUGAAAACGAACAAUUCAACACUAGCUGAGGGUGGUAUCGUAGAUAAUGCAGUUCACCAGGCCCAGCCAUCGGCAGAACAGCCGAUAGUCAGUAGCUCUUCUUCAACGGAAUCCAAAACCCAAACGACAGAGAUGAAAACGAACAAUUCAACAGUAGCUGAGGGUAGUAUCGCAGAUAAUGCAGUUCACCAGGCCCAGCCAUCGGCAGAACCGCCGAUAGUCAGUAGCUCUUCUUCAACGGAAUCCAAAACCCAAACGACGGAGAUGAAAACGAACAAUUCAACACUAGCUGAGGGUGGUAUCGGAGAUAAUGCAGUUCACCAGGCCCAGCCAUCGGCAGAACCACCGAUAGUCAGUAGCUCUUCUUCAACGGAAUCCAAAACCCAAACGACGGAGACGAAAACGAAGAAUUCAACAAUAGCUGAGGGCCGUGCCGAAGGCAACGCAAUAGUUCAGACCAAGCAGGCGAAUGAACACACAACUAACAGUUCUCCAGUGACACAAGACACAAUCGGGAAGGAGAAAACAGCAACAGAAGAUGCAGCAGUCGUUCCAGGCGGGGGAACAGCUGUUCUAUCUAAUGGAACGUUAAAUUCAGUUAAUGACCUUAAUGUGCAACGGAUGCCGUUGGCCAACAGUCAGCACCAGGAAUUACCUUUCUCUCCACAACAAAAAUCCUUGUCACACACUAACCGAGAUAUCGACUUAGCUUUACGAAUCGCUCCAAGCGAUCCAACCGAUAAUGGGUCAAAAUCCUCAUCAGGUACCGCCGAGAUUCCACCACAAUCCACUGGAGGAACUACUUUCAAACCUCCAAGCCCCAGCGAAACUCCAGUGGAAUUCUCAUCAAGUGGAUUCAAGCCUCCGCAACCUGAGAUUGCAAAACCAGUUCUGCCUGCUGAAAAUCUGGUUUCCGUUAGCGAAGUUGUGCAGUCUCCAGUAGCUCGUACGGGUGCUUCGAACGGUCAGGCUCACAAUCCAAUAGAAUCCUCAUUAGGUGCUUCCGAGAUUCCACGACAAUCCACUGGAGGAACUACUUUCAAACCUCCACGCUCCAGCGAAACUCCAGUGGAAUUCUCAUCAAGUGGAUUCAAGCCUCCGCAACCUGAGACUGCAAAACCAGUUCUACCUAAAGAAUAUCUGGUUUCCGUUAGCGAAGUUGUGGAAUAUCCAGUAGCUCGUAAGGGUACUUCGAACGGUCAGGCUCACAAUCCAAUACAAUCCUCAUUAGAUGCUUCCGAGAUUCCACGACAAUCCACAGGAGGAACUACUUUCAAACCUCCAAGCCCCAGCGAAACUCCAGUGGAAUUCUCAUCAAGUGGAUUCAAGCCUUUGCAACCUGAGACUGCAAAACCAGCUCUACCUAAAGAAUAUCUGAUUUCCGUUAGCGAAGUUGUGCAGUAUCCAGUAGCUCGUAAGGCUGCUUCAAACGGUCAAGCUGACAAUGGAAUAGAAUCGUCAUCAAGUGGUUCCGCACUUCCACAGUACAACAUUAUGCAGUAUCCCAAAUUUAAUCAGGAUUCAACUACAAACGUCGGGCUAGAGCCGCCGGUAGCUGUUACCUCUGUCCCAAAACGUGAAAGUGCAAAAAAAUCCUCAUCAGGCGGACCUGGUAUUGGGCAGUAUGAAAUUUUAGGAUAUGUGAAAAUCGAUGAGAAUUUCGAUUCACCUCAUCAACCUGCGACACAACUUCCUGCGGUUGAUAGACGGCCCCCAGAGGAUAACACAAAUAAUAGGAGAAGAUUUUUACCAAAUGGCUGUAGAAUACCGAACUACGAGAUGGUAGGAUGUAUUAAAUCUUCGGAAGUUCCCUGAAAAAUACCCUCAACUUAUGUAUCUGCGUGUCUGCAAACUGACUUCGUCGUCUUCAAUGCCAGUUGAAAGCUACAUGGGCGACGAGUAGAUAAACGGUAACGACUAGUGUACUUGUUACCAUAAUUGGAAAUCCCACUCUAAUGACAUGAAAUAAAAAAAAAAUACAUAUAAAACGA
This is a messenger RNA of Diachasmimorpha longicaudata, 2757 nucleotides long. RefSeq lists its product as uncharacterized. The record is from RefSeq and is a predicted model, not a curated record. NCBI's taxonomy places the organism in Eukaryota, Metazoa, Arthropoda, Insecta, Hymenoptera, Braconidae. Bases 122 to 2581 code for a protein of 819 amino acids. The transcript is spliced from 34 exons.